Molecule: messenger RNA, 1901 nt
Organism: Myxocyprinus asiaticus (Chinese sucker)
Lineage: Eukaryota; Metazoa; Chordata; Actinopteri; Cypriniformes; Catostomidae
Product: sodium-dependent neutral amino acid transporter B(0)AT3-like
Exons: 12
Coding region: 24-1901 (625 amino acids)
Biological process (GO): sodium ion transmembrane transport
Cellular component (GO): plasma membrane
Source: RefSeq, a predicted model, not a curated record
UCUGGACCGUUCUGAAGAUCAGGAUGGACACGUCCAGUACUGUGAUCAGUGAGAAGUCUGAAACUCAAGAGAGGCCCAAAUGGGACAAUAAAGUCCAGUAUCUGCUGACAUGUAUUGGAUUUGCAGUGGGAUUAGGGAAUGUGUGGAGAUUCCCAUACCUGUGCCAGAUUUACGGAGGAGGAGCGUUCUUGAUCCCGUACAUGAUCGCACUGGUGUUUGAAGGUUUGCCGUUACUGUAUCUGGAGUUGGCGAUUGGUCAGAGUUUGAGGAAGGGCAGCAUUGGUGUCUGGCACUCGAUCUCUCCUCUGUUGGGUGGAGUGGGUGUGGCGUCUAUGAUCAUCUCAUUUCUGGUAGGCUUGUUUUACAACACUAUUCUGGCAUGGGUGCUGUGGUAUUUCUUCCACUCGUUUCAAGAACCGCUGCCCUGGAGUCAAUGUCCUGUAAACGAAAAUCUCACAGGUUAUGUAGAGGAAUGCGUCCUGAGCACACCAGUGAAUUAUUUCUGGUACAGACAGACCCUGAACAUCUCUCCAGACAUUGAGCAGAGCGGAUCACUGCAAUGGUGGCUGGUGGUGUGUUUGGCUUCAGCGUGGAGUAUCGUUUACAUCUGCUUCAUACGGGGCAUAGAGACCAUUGGUAAGGCUGUGUAUGUGACUGCAACGUUUCCAUACUUGGUGUUGACGAUCUUUCUGGUGAGGGCCCUCACUCUUCCCGGUGCCACAGACGGUAUCUUGUAUCUCUUUACACCAGACUGGAAAAUACUGAUGGACCCUCAGGUGUGGUUAGACGCGGCCACACAGAUCUUCUUCUCUUUGUCUCUGGCAUUUGGAGGACUCAUCGCCUUCUCCAGUUACAACCCUAUAAAGAAUGAUUGUGAACGGGAUGCUGUGGUCGUGGGAUGCAUUAACAGCGCAACAUCUCUCUAUGCUUCAAUUCCAAUAUUUGCCAUCUUGGGCUUUAAAGCCACGUCUAACUACAACACUUGCAUCAACAGUAACAUCUUGGAUCUAAUCAACACGUUUGAUGUCACGGAGACAAACAUCACAGCUGAGAACUACGAGAGCUGGCUGAAGUCACUAAAUGCGUCAGAUCCAGAUAAAUUCUCAAGUCUGAACCUCAAACACUGCAGCCUCCAAAGCUUUCUGGACCAGAGUGCUUCAGGAACGGGUCUGGCGUUCAUCGUGUUCACAGAAGCUGUGAUCGAGAUGCCAGGCUCUCAGGUGUGGGCAGUGCUGUUCUUCAUCAUGCUCUUCAGUCUUGGCCUUUCCUCCAUGUUUGGGAAUCUCGAGGGUGUCCUGACGCCUCUGCUCGACCUGCACAUGGUUCCAAAGUGGAUGCCAAAAGAACUCUUCACAGCUCUCAUAUGUGUGGUGUGCUUCCUGGUGGCCCUGAUCUUCACGUUGGGUUCUGGGAACUACUGGCUAGAGAUCUUCAACAGUUAUGUGGGCUCUGUUCCGCUGCUCGUCAUCGCCUUCUUCGAGAUUGUUGGUGUUGUCGUGUUCUAUGGCACGAAGCAGUUUAGUGAUGAUAUUGAGUACAUGACGGGGCGCAGACCGAACAUCUUCUGGCGUGUGUGCUGGAUGGGGAUCAGUCCUGUCAUGUUAUUAGUUGUUCUGGUGGCUUACGUCGUCGUUCAGGUGCAGAAACAUCCCACAUACCCAGCUUGGAACCCAGAAUAUGAAAACUUCCCAGAGACAGAAGAGAAGCCGUAUUCUGACUGGGUGUUUGCGAUCUGUGUGCUGUUGAGUUCUGUUCCCGUCAUCUCCAUCCCCAUUGUGGCCGCUUACAGACUGAUCAGACGACGAACAAGGUCACACACUGGCAACAACUUCCCAAACCCCUAUGAUAAUGAGGCCUUCAAAACCAACAGCGAGACUCAGUCCUCCUUCAAAUCGGUCUAA